This is a messenger RNA of Amblyraja radiata (thorny skate), 431 nucleotides long. RefSeq names its product zinc finger protein 239-like. The transcript has 2 exons. Gene Ontology annotation, biological process: regulation of transcription by RNA polymerase II. The record is from RefSeq and is a predicted model, not a curated record. Bases 39 to 431 code for a protein of 130 amino acids. Gene Ontology annotation, cellular component: nucleus. Gene Ontology annotation, molecular function: DNA-binding transcription activator activity, RNA polymerase II-specific; RNA polymerase II cis-regulatory region sequence-specific DNA binding. Lineage: Eukaryota; Metazoa; Chordata; Chondrichthyes; Rajiformes; Rajidae.
UGCUCGGUGUGCAGUUGAGCUUCGGGGGCUGAGUUUCGAUGGAGGACCACAUGACGGGGCACAACAAGAAGAAGCGUUAUGAGUGCGACGUGUGUGGCAAGGCCUGGCAGCAUCUGAGCCAGCUGGAGACGCACCAACGGGUGCACACGGGAGAACGCCCCUACGACUGUUUGGAAUGCGGCAAGAGCUUCACCCGCUACGGAAACCUGCAGCGGCACAACCACGUGCACUCCGGCGAGAGGCCCUUCACCUGCUCCGACUGCGGCAAGAGUUUCAAGAUGGCGAAUAAACUGAAGGUGCACCGGCGGGUGUACACGGGCGAGAAGCCCUAUGGCUGCUCCACCUGCGGCAAGAGCUUUACCCGGUUGUAUGGGCUGCGGGUGCACCGGCGGGUGCACAGCGGUGAGCGGCCCUUUCGUCGCCGGACAUGA